Messenger RNA from Chiloscyllium plagiosum (whitespotted bambooshark), 1107 nucleotides. The record is from RefSeq and is a predicted model, not a curated record. Lineage: Eukaryota; Metazoa; Chordata; Chondrichthyes; Orectolobiformes; Hemiscylliidae.
CUGGUUCAUCCCUUCCUCAGAUUCCGGUCUAUCAGCGAGGAGGAACCAUUAUCGCUCGUAAAGAACGUGUUCGCAGAUCAUCUUCCUGCAUGGCGGACGAUCCCUACACCCUCUAUGUGGCAGUGAAUGCACAGAACACCGCGCAAGGAGAUCUCUUUAUCGAUGAUGGUCACACUUUCAACUUUGAGAAGAGAAAGGAAUAUAUCUACAGGAAGUUUGUCUUUGUUAAUAAUUCCCUCACCUCCAGUGCUGAUCCUGUUGGUCACUAUAAGACUGCUGCGUGGAUUGAGAGGAUCCUGGUUCUUGGAGCGAGGAGACCAGUGACUGUUACCAUCAAACUGGCUGAUGGAACUGAAUCGAACUUGAACUUUGAAUAUAACGUAGAGACCUUGGUGCUAACCAUCCGGAAACCAGCUGUGAAUGUGAAUGCUGAGUGGAGCCUGUACCUUCGAUAAUAGUGUUCCGUACACACCUCCCCUCCUCUCCUCUCCCCUCUCUCUGUCAUCUAACAGAGUAGAUGGCUGUUGUCAGCAGCUGUAGGACAAACAUUCUGGGAUUCUGCAACAUCUUUGUCCUUUCAUACUCCUUCACAAUUCUUCUUCCAUUUCUGCUUUCAAAAUUGCAGGAACAAGCUGCUGCCUUGGAGUGACUGCAAACUGUUUCAGCUGCACCACUGCUCGGUGGGGGUGUGUGUGUGUGUGUGUGUCCCUGAUCCAGCUCCAGGGCUAUGUCUGGGGGUUUCCACACUUGCUUGUGCUUGGUCAGUCUCUUCAUGUCUCUCUCCACCUUGUUCUCUCUCUCUCUCUCUGCCUGUGUGCUGUCUCGCUAUCCUCCUCCAUUUAACUCCCAGGUGCUACUCAUUCUGUUCCAGUGUGAAUGUUUUCUCUUUCUCUAUCAUUUGUUCCCCCCUCUGUCUGGCUUUCUCUAUCCAGGAGGCAGUGAACUUUGGUUUUUUGACUUCAGGCAGGAAUCUGUACCUUGACGUGUAAUUACAGCCUGUGCUCCCCGUGGGCUGUGAUUACAGUACAAGUCCUGUGUUUCUCUCCUUUUCUCCCCCCUCCCCCACCAAGAGAAGGCUGUGAUUACAUUGAGUCCUGUGUUCCCCCC